Bombina bombina (fire-bellied toad) is the source of this 2515-nucleotide messenger RNA. RefSeq names its product oocyte zinc finger protein XlCOF6-like. The transcript is spliced from 3 exons. Gene Ontology annotation, biological process: central nervous system development; regulation of transcription by RNA polymerase II. The record is from RefSeq and is a predicted model, not a curated record. Gene Ontology annotation, molecular function: RNA polymerase II cis-regulatory region sequence-specific DNA binding; DNA-binding transcription factor activity, RNA polymerase II-specific. The annotation marks the transcript as partial. Gene Ontology annotation, cellular component: nucleus. NCBI's taxonomy places the organism in Eukaryota, Metazoa, Chordata, Amphibia, Anura, Bombinatoridae.
ACAGAGUGUGGGAAAAGUUUUAUACAAAACAGUGAACUGAAAACUCAUGAAAUGAUUCACACAGGAGAAAAGCCGUUCACAUGUACAGAGUGUGGAAAAAGUUUUAUACAAAUGAGUAAUCUGAAAACUCAUGAAAGGAUUCACACAGGAGAAAAGCUGUUCACAUGUACAGAGUGUGGAAAAUAUUUUGCAGAAAAGAGUAAUCUGAAAAGGCAUGAAAGGAUUCACACAGGAGAAAAGCCUUUCACAUGUACAGAGUGUGGAAAAAGGUUUACACUAAAGUGUGAUCUGAAAAAGCAUGAAAUGAGUCACACAGGAGAAAAGCCGUUCACAUGUACAGAGUGUGGAAAAGGUUUUACACAAAUGAGUAAUCUGAAAACUCAUGAAAGGAUUAUAACAAUUGAAAUGAACAUUUUGGUGCCUAUCUUGCAGUACGACUUAAGACAACUCAACAAACACGUGAAUACUUCAUAUCCAUCCUUCACUACAGAAAGCAUCGGAAUGAUUCCACAAACUCCAAAAAUCUUAGACACCAAUGACUAUUCACAAACAUUGGGGAUAUUGCAAAAUAUAUUAACAGACAAUGGUGAAUUGGCAGGAACUGGGCAGCAAUCAUUAUUUACAGAGAGUAAUUUAGUUAUCAAACAAAAGGACAAGAUUUAUGACUUAUCUAGUGAAAUGAUUAUCCCGGAGGAUAAACCACACAUAUUUAUUGAGUUUUCAAAACAUAUUAAAGAAGGGAAAAUUUUACAGUCUAGCCAAAUAAUUCAAACAAAUGAGAAACCUUUCCAAUGUACACAAUGUGAGAAAAGCUUUAGAUGGAAUUCUCAUCUACUAGAACACCACAAAAUUCACACAGGUGAGAAACCACACACAUGUACUGAGUGUGGAAAAUGUUUUACACGAAUGGAUUAUCUGAAAACUCAUGAAAGGAUUCACACAGGGGAAAAGCCUUUCACAUGUACAGAGUGUGGAAAAUGUUUUACACAAAUGGAUCAUCUGAAAAACCAUGAAAGGAUUCACACAGGAGAAAAGCCUUUCACAUGUACAGAGUGUGGAAAAUGUUUUACACGAAUGGAUCAUCUGAAAAAACAUGAAAGGAUUCACACAGGAGAAAAGCCCUUCACAUGUACAGAGUGUGGAAAAUGUUUUACACAUAUGCGUACUCUGAAAAACCAUGAAAGGAUUCACACAGGAGAAAAGCCUUUCAAAUGUACAGAGUGUGGAAAAAGUUUUAUACAAAUGAGUACUCUGAAAAAGCAUGAAAGGAUUCACACAGCAGAAAAGCCUUUCAAAUGUACAGAGUGUGGGAAUUGUUUUACACAUAAGAGUACUCUGAAAAAUCAUGAAAGGAUUCACACAGGAGAAAAGCCUUUUACAUGUACAGAGUGUGGAAAAAGUUUUACACAUAUAAAUAGUCUGAAAAGUCAUGAAAGGAAUCACACAGGAGAAAAGCCUUUCCCAUGUACAGAGUGUGGAAAAAGUUUUACACAAAAAAGUAAUCUAAAAACUCAUGAAAGGAUUCACAAGGGAAGAAACCUUUCACAUGUUUAGAAAGUGGGAAAAAGGUUUUUAUUUAAAUCAGGUAUCACAAAACACCAAAUAUUUACACACAAAUAAACUUUAUAUACACAGUGUGCAAACCUUUUUACAAUUAUCCUAAAGAGGACAAACUAUCUAAAUAGAAGCAUCAAAAAGGAUCCUAUUGUAAAUAAUACUUUUUAAUCCCGUUAUAUAAGCCCCAGAUUGGAAGUGCUCUUCUGCUGGCCAUUGUUCCUCUAUAUAUGUGCACCUCAGUUUCUCUCAUAUCAAUGUGAUAGACUCCAAACACCACACAGGAAUAUACAGAUCUGUCCUCAUACUGCCCAGUUUACACAACCAUUCACCACUAAAGCACCCCCAGUGUUUAUUAAUAUGCCAGUAUUAGGAGUUGUACGUUUGAUUUACAUAGGGAGAAAAUAAUUAUAUUUACAGAAUAAAGGAGUCUUUAUAUGAAUAGAGUGUUAGAGAAUUAUAUAAACAAGAACAGCAGUCUCAAAUGAUUGACAUAUGGGAGAUAUAUUUUAAGUGCACAUCUUGUGAAUAAACCUUUUCUUAUAGCAGUAGAUGCUUAGCGGUACAUGUUAUAUAGCAGAGGAAUUACUGAGGGGAAACUGAUUUUAUUUCAUGGGACACAAUAUCAGUAACCGGUACAUACGUGAUCAUAAUCAGUUUAAUUUAAAUGGCUACUAUAACCUACAUGUAUACUGGGUAUGUAAUAUGUGUGUCAUGUUCUGUAACUUCAUAUUAUGUCUGUUAGAUGUUUUCAUGUUAGUUAGAAGCCACAAGAACUGAUAAUAGCACAUACUGUAUAUAUAAAGGGAACAUUAUAUGUAUGAUAAAUCCCUUUGUAUCAAGAGCACCAGUGUUAGGUAUAUUUAUACCAUUGUGUGCAUAUAUCAUGUAAUGCUGCUUUCUCUUGCAAGGUGUAUCCAGUCCACGGAUUCAUCCUUACUUGUGGGAUAUUCUCAUUCCC